CAUGUGUCGCAUUAUCUAUCAACUGUAUAUGACGCAAAACUGUUUAAACAAAUGGUCAGGUGGCCAAUCUUGUGUAAGAAAGACGAAGCAACAUAUCGCGUCGAGAUGAAAAACUUCCUGUGCCUGUUAUCACAAGACAAUCCUGAUCUUAAUUUCCCGACGAUACUAAUGUCCCAUUUGAUCCAGUCGGCAGGAACCAAGUUUCAAACUAUUAUGUGGAAGCUAUCGCAACUCGCUCUCAAGACCUAUAUCAAAAGAGAUCUUCAAGGAGAAUUGUUGAACGCCCCAUGUAUAAGCCCAGUGCAAGAUUUAGCGAUAAAGUACUUCAAUAAUAUAAUUGUGGAAAAAUGCAAAGUUGUAACGGAGACUCGCAAGGAGACGGAGAAGAUAUUGGAUGCUGCAAAUAAUUUUCUGAAUGACGAGAUUGAAAGAUUAAAUACAUAUAAAUCAGAGAUUUUCGAUAGAAGAGAGAAUAUAAGAAGGAUGGUCCCUGAUCUGCCAGCUCAUCCGUUAGUUCAAAAGCAACUGAUGAACGUCGAAGAUUCCAAUAUCACAAACUUAUGGAAAAGAAGCAUUUUGAAGAAAGUCCAAUAUAUACUUAAAAAGAACCAGGAAUUCAAAGAAGUAGAGAAAUCCUUUGAUCGUUUGUGCAAACUUGUACUAAGAAUAAACUCGAAUUCUAGGACGCUCGACGCAAAUGAAUUUCCCGAAAUUUUCUGUGAUAAUUGUUUAUUAUAUACGCAAUCUGAGGCGCAGUCUAAGCAUUUAAUCCACAACUUACAUGCGAAUGGCUCCAUUGUGUUCAACACUUUGUUGUCGUUGCUGUAUUUGAUAGUCACGGAAAUCCGUCACGAAAGCAUCGCCGACCUCUCCGAUCUAUCGCAGUGUCUACCGUCCAUUCAGAGUGCUUGCAAAAAGAUGAAAUCUCUGCGAACGCUAUUCAGCGCACUGAACACGAGAAUCGGCGGUAUAUGCAGGAAUGAGCAAUGUGCGGUGUCUCGAGAAAUUAAAAAUGUUUACAUCGACUUCGACGCGAGCAAUGUACCAUGUGUAAACCGCUAUAUCUUAUUGCAAUCUCCGAAGAUUAGUUUCAACCUCGAUCAGAGCACGGACGAUAAACUUUUUUACGAGAGAUUGUGUUCAUCUCCGGUGGAAGGCAAACACCAACAUUUGUUUAGGAGGUACAAGCAUAAGUAUCGUCCGUUGCGCGAGCUACCUGCACCCCUGUUGGACUUUAGUAGUUCUUGGAACAAUAUGAGCGGAUGGCUGUCUCCCCGCGCACACUCCGUCAAGUGUGAGCAAAUCUUGGUCAAUGGAAAACCGCUUUCGCCCUUGUACUCUCGAUUGCUGCAGCAUUCCAAAGCGUGUGCGCUUUCAGGACACGCGUCGCGUAGCCCGGGCACGAAUUACGAGGGAUUGAACCUAACACCGAGGAAACGUCCCUCAAGAACGGGGCAUCUCACAACGUACGGCAGAAUAAGAAAUCUUUUUUAAUCCCUUUUUUAAUCGUGAAACCGUUCUCGUUACACACAUCCUCAAAUACGAAGAAUUAACGAGAUGCGCAACUGAUUCGACAAGAAUUCAUGAUAUUGAUAUUAGAAGAAAAAUUGAUAAUAAUGCAUUUUUUUAAGUUUUGACAAAAUUAAUUGCUCAAACUUACUGUUAAUAGCGUUGAUCUAUAUAUUUAAGGCAUAUGAUAUUUAUUUCAUUUUCUAUCUUAUUGUUUGCCUGGUACUCUACAUUUAAUAACGGCUAAAGGACAAUGUUAGGCAUAGAUCGAUAUAACAUAUUUAUAAAGGUACAUAUUAUAUA
Molecule: messenger RNA, 1812 nt
Organism: Temnothorax curvispinosus
Lineage: Eukaryota; Metazoa; Arthropoda; Insecta; Hymenoptera; Formicidae
Exons: 7
Coding region: 52-1494 (480 amino acids)
Source: RefSeq, a predicted model, not a curated record